Molecule: messenger RNA, 7908 nt
Organism: Mesocricetus auratus (golden hamster)
Lineage: Eukaryota; Metazoa; Chordata; Mammalia; Rodentia; Cricetidae
Gene: Trim71
Product: tripartite motif containing 71
Exons: 4
Coding region: 16-2583 (855 amino acids)
Biological process (GO): protein polyubiquitination; proteasome-mediated ubiquitin-dependent protein catabolic process
Molecular function (GO): ubiquitin protein ligase activity; zinc ion binding; protein binding
Source: RefSeq, a predicted model, not a curated record
CCGGCCCGCCUGCAAAUGGCUUCGUUCCCCGAGACCGACUUCCAGAUCUGCCUGCUGUGCAAGGAGAUGUGUGGCUCGCCCGCGCCGCUCUCCUCCAGCUCGUCCGCCUCGUCGUCGUCGUCGCAGACGUCCACGUCGUCCGCGGGAGGCGGCGGCCCCGGGGCGGCGGCGCGGCGCCUGCACGUCCUGCCCUGCCUGCACGCCUUCUGCCGGCCGUGCCUCGAGGCGCACCGGCUGCCCGCUCCCGGCGGCGCCGGCCCCACCGAGGCGCUCAAGCUGCGCUGUCCGGUGUGCGACCAGAAAGUGGUCCUGGCCGAGGCGGCGGGCAUGGACGCGCUGCCGUCGUCCGCGUUUCUGCUCAGCAACCUGCUGGACGCCGUGGUGGCUACCGCCGACGAGCCGCCGCCCAAGAACGGGCGCGCGGGCGGCGGCCCCGGGGGCGCGGGCGGUCACAGCAACCACCGGCACCACGCGCACCACCCGCCCCAGCGCUCCGCCGCUCCAGCCCCGCAGCCGCCGCCCGGCCCGGCCGCCUCCCCAGCCUCGCUCCUGCUGCGUCGGCAGCACGGCUGCAGCUCGUGCGACGAGGGCAACGCCGCCUCGUCGCGGUGCCUCGACUGCCAGGAACACCUGUGCGACAACUGUGUCCGCGCGCACCAGCGCGUGCGCCUCACGAAGGACCAUUACAUCGAGCGCGGCCCGCCGGGGCCCUCGGCCGCCUCCGCGGCACAGCAGCUCGGGCUCGGGCCGCCCUUCGCCGGCGCGCCCUUCUCCAUCCUUUCCGUGUUCCCAGAGCGGCUCGGCUUCUGCCAGCACCACGACGAAGAGGUACUGCAUCUAUACUGUGACACCUGCUCUGUUCCCAUCUGUAGAGAGUGCACGCUGGGCCGCCACGGGGGCCACAGCUUCGCCUACCUCCAGGAUGCCCUCCAGGACUCACGGGCCCUCACCAUCCAGCUGCUGGCUGAUGUGCAGCAGGGCCGCCAAGCUAUCCAGCUGAGCAUCGAGCAGGCCCAGACUGUGGCAGAACAGGUUGAGAUGAAGUCAAAGGUGGUCCAGUCAGAGGUCAAGGCCGUGACAGCCCGCCACAAGAAGGCCCUGGAGGAGCGCGAGUGUGAGCUCUUGUGGAAGGUGGAGAAGAUAAGGCAGGUCAAGGCCAAGUCUCUAUACCUGCAGGUGGAGAAGCUUCGUCAAAACCUCAACAAGCUGGAUAGCACCGUCAGUGCUGUGCAGCAGGUCCUGGAAGAGGGCCGGGCCUUGGACAUCCUGCUGGCCCGAGACCGGAUGCUGGCCCAGGUGCAGGAGCUCAAGACCAUCCGGAGCCUCCUGCAGCCCCAGGAAGACGAUCGAGUCAUGUUCACCCCCCCUGACCAAGCCUUGUACCUGGCCCUCAAGUCUUUCGGCUUCGUGAGCAGCGGGGCCUUUGCCCCGCUCACAAAAGCCACAGGAGAUGGCAUUAAGCGGGCCCUUCAGGGCAAAGUCGCCUCCUUCACCGUGAUGGGCUACGACCACGACGGCGAGCCUCGACUCUCGGGGGGUGACCUGAUGUCGGCUGUGGUCCUGGGUCCCGAUGGCAACCUGUUCGGGGCAGAAGUAAGUGAUCAACAGAACGGGACCUACGUGGUGAGCUACAGGCCGCAGCUCGAGGGGGAGCACCUGGUGUCUGUGACCCUGUGUAACCAGCACAUAGAGAACAGCCCCUUCAAGGUGGUGGUCAAGUCGGGCCGCAGCUACGCGGGCAUCGGGCUCCCUGGGCUGAGCUUCGGCAGCGAAGGCGACAGUGAGGGCAAGCUGUGCAGGCCCUGGGGCGUGAGUGUGGAUAAGGAGGGCUACAUCAUCGUGGCUGACCGCAGCAAUAACCGCAUCCAGGUGUUCAAACCCUGUGGCUCCUUCCACCACAAGUUUGGUACCCUAGGUUCCCGGCCUGGGCAGUUUGACCGGCCCGCCGGGGUGGCCUGCGAUGCCUCCCGCAGGAUCGUGGUGGCGGACAAAGACAAUCAUCGCAUCCAGGUCUUCACUUUCGAGGGCCAGUUCCUCCUCAAGUUCGGCGAGAAAGGCACCAAGAACGGGCAGUUCAACUACCCGUGGGACGUAGCAGUGAAUUCCGAGGGCAAGAUCCUGGUCUCGGACACCCGGAACCACCGCAUACAGCUGUUCGGGCCUGACGGGGUCUUCCUGAAUAAGUACGGCUUCGAGGGGUCUCUCUGGAAGCACUUUGACUCGCCACGGGGCGUGGCUUUCAACCAUGAGGGGCACCUGGUAGUCACCGAUUUCAACAACCACCGGCUCCUGGUCAUUCACCCUGAUUGCCAAUCAGCACGCUUCUUGGGCUCCGAGGGCAGCAACAACGGGCAGUUCCUCCGACCUCAGGGCGUGGCUGUGGACCAGGAAGGGCGAAUCAUUGUGGCCGACUCCAGAAAUCACCGGGUGCAGAUGUUUGAAGCCAACGGCAGCUUCCUGUGCAAGUUUGGUGCUCAAGGCAGUGGCUUCGGACAGAUGGACCGCCCCUCGGGUAUUGCGGUCACCCCAGAUGGAUUGAUCGUCGUGGUGGACUUUGGCAACAAUCGAAUCCUCAUCUUCUAAUUGCAUCUUCUGGGUUUCCGUGUUUAGGGUGUGCAUGUGUGUCUCUCUUUUUUUUUUUUUUUUUAAUUUCAAAGAAGAAAUCAUCUCAGGGAUAUUUCUUUUACUUUUCCUCCCCUUUUUUAUUUUUUUUUUAAGAGAACAAAAGUACAACAUUGCUUUAAGUCCUACCUCAUCUUUUUUUUUUUUUUUAAACAGAUGAAUGUAAUUCUCUUGUGCAGGGAUGGAGCCUGUGAAGUGAUACUUUCUAUCUACCUCAGAUCUUUGCAUGGCCCUGCUAGCAGCCCUCUUUGCUCCUCCAUGCUUGCAUUCCCUCCCUCUUGAGGGUAUGGAAUGCACAGGCCUGCGCUCCUGCAUCCUCGAGGGCACUGGAAGCAUAUGGUGGGGUGCAUUUCAUAGAUUGAGCCAAGGAAACCCAAAAAAAAAACCUUACUAAGUAAAAAAGGAAAGUGUAAGGUGUUGGAAAGAUAGGAUUUAAAAUUCAUGGUUCUAGAGUAUUUGUGUUCUUGGGAGUACUGUGUGCAUGGGUUAGGUUGUUUGAUCUUUCUUGGGGAAAAAAACUUCCUUUUUUUUUUUUUUUCUCUUUUAAAUGCUGCAACAGAGCUUUCCUCUGUUCUCGGGUUUACCUCAGUGUCUAACAUCUUCAUCCCUAGGAUGGCUGUGGCUUGCUAGCCAAGAAAAGCAGACCAUUCAUAUUUUAGGUGUCUGGUCUUUUGUUUCUGCUUAAGAAAGGGGUGUGUGUAUGUGUGCGUGCGCUGCGUGUGUUUCAAAGCCGUCUUCGCCUGGGGCGGGGAAAGCUGGACUUGACACCUGGCAUCCCAGGGAACGCUGUCUUCCCAGUUUGCUUUCUGAAAAGUAAGUUUAGCUCAGGACUCUCAGUUAAAAGUGUUCUCAAGUUUCUGUGUUUUGUUUAGAAAGACUUAGGUAUAAGCAAAUAAGUCAACCUUGUUCUCAGAGAGGGGCUUUCCAGAUGUGGACCGGGUGCCACAGGCAUGGUGGUUGCUGGAGAAGGGAGGCGCCCCCACAUCAGGGACUGCUCAGGAGGGCGGGGAUCCCGUCCCAAGAGUGAACGUUCUGCAGGAGUGUAGAGUAGGCAAAGGGAUAAACUUUUAUUUGAAAAGCACAAUUUUUUUUCCUGCUUUGGAAGUUCAGGGACUAUGGAAGAAUGUUUGAAUGAGAAGUAGGAGCCCCAUCCCCGCCCCCUUGGCUCAGGUCUCUUUUUCUUUUCCUCAGGAUCCUUGAACCUGAGUGGAGUCAGACCUCAAGGUUAACAUGAACCCCACUCCCUACCCCCAAAGGCCUUUGAAUGUAAAGCAUUUGUAAACCAAAUCCCCACUAACCCAAAGUGCAGGACACAAUAUAUAUCCUUUUUAAGCCUGUACCAAAGAAUAGAAACGUGGGUGUAUGUGGCUCCCGUGCCACUUAAAGACUGAUUGUGGCGACCCUCAGAUUGGAUCUUGUCGAUGACAUCAUCAUCUGAGGAUGAGGACCCGGCCAAGCCCCCAAACUCCUCACUACUGAAAUCAGAUCGGAUUCGAAAGGGGCUCCCAUCGCUGGCUGAGGACGGAAGAGCUCCUGCCCGAAACAGACCAAAAGAUCGUUUUUCUGUCCAGAAUGGAUUUGGUUUUAAAAGAAGAAAGGUAAUAAAUGGAGCGGUUACUUCCUGUCAUCCCAAGGAGAAGGUGGUGAUGGACCAAUCCGAUUGCUCGGGGACAUUUUAACUUGCCAGUAUGAACUACCGCGUCCAUUCCCAUGACUUUCAGUUUCAGGAUUUCUGGGUGACCCAAAAUGGGGAAGCGGGUGUCAGAGUUGCUUCAUCAGGGAGAAUGGUACACAAUCAGGGAACCCCAAAAGUAGCUUCUGGCUGCCGACUCCCCACUUACAGGAAUGAUGACAGGAGCACAAGCUCCUUUGCUAAAAAAAAUUUAAUGGUGGGUCCUUCUCCAAUUCAUAUGCUUACAGCCUUUCUUAUGCCCCCUAAGUGUUAACAUGACUUUUAUAGGGCAGAGUAACCGGGAGGCAACUCCCCCCCCCCCCCCCCAGUCUGCCCAACAUGUUCUUAAACACUCAAAGCAACUGACUUUUCAUCCUUAAUGAUGAUUCUAAUCCGAAAAAAUGGAUCUUGAUAACUAACAUUCUCAGGAACUGGAUUUUAAUUGUGGCCAGGGAAAAGCUAUUUUUCAGUGCUAAUUCUAGUUUUUUGCCGUUCCUCCUCACAGCUUACCUAUGGCAGGAAUGCUGGCUGUUCAGUGGGAAAUUUUUCUGGUGAAUUACGACAAAUACAAAUACUUGAUGUUUUACUUAGGAUUUGAUCGCUCAGUCCAGGUUUCCACCUCAUGGCUGAAAUGGUUGGGUCUUAAAGAGAAGUGGAUAGGCCGUCACAGGCUUAGAGCAGGGUGGGUGUGUCCUCAGAGGUAGGCGCUCUUUUGCCUUUCUGUAUCCAGAAUGGUGUUUGCCUGGCUUCUAAGAGACACGGUCACACUUGGAGAACUUUUGUUUUUGAAACAAGUGGCCAUUUGUGGCCUCCUGAGGUUGACUCCUGGCCUGUGGGGGCUCUGGUGCUAAGCACUUUGGAGAGUGUAAUAGUGGACUGUCCCAUAUCAUGAUACAAAGCAUGCUUGGUGCACCCUCAUGUGAGGAUGCCAUUCGUGUGUGCGUGGGGUACAACCGGAGAGAGACUGGGCCGGGUCCCGGGAGGCAGGCAGGCAGGCAGGCAGGCAGGCAGCCGUCCCCAUGGAGACCUUCCCUGGUUAGGUGACAGAAGUUGGAGAGGGUGAGGACCAGGAGGUCCCUAUUGGAAGUGAACACAUCUAAGUUUGAGUAUUAAACACCUGCUUGCCACCUGCUUAACAUUCCAAAAGUAUAGAAGAAAUGACUAACCUCGUGAGGCAACCCUGUCUGCCUCCGUAGAGGUGCUCUGUUGCAGCUGGCAGGUGACUCCUAAAGGUGGCUCCGGCCAGUUGUCUGGGCCGUCCCCUGAGUGCACUAAACUCCUCGUGGAUACCCUCUUUAAGUCUAACUUAUCUGGGGAAACAUACAAGGGUACCCUAAACAGAACUGGACUUGGUGUUGGGCCAAAGGAUGUGCAGGCACUUUGAGGUGGGUGGUUCAGUCUGUCACUGUGGUUAAGCCAAAGCUUAGUUAUUGGAGUUGGGAGGUCUUGUAGGCUUGAAGCAGCAUAGUACUGUUUGUGUUGUCUUCUGGGUUUGGAAGAUUGUAAGGUUACUGUGUUCUGGUAGGUAGUCAAAGGUAUGCCAAAGUUUUUAGGCUUUUUUUUUUCCUGUUGUUUAAGAAAUAAUGAACAUAUGUAUACAGAGAGAGAGAGAGAGACAGCGGUGCCAAAACGUAUUUAUUUAGAACAUCUCUCUCCUGAGAGGUUCUGACAGUCUGGGGCUGUGGUGAAGGCUGACACAUCACCUGUGCACGUUAGGUAGGCUUGGGGCCUCCUGACACUAAAGGGCUUUCUCUGACUUCGUGUGGGCCAGGGUCACAGGACACAGCGCCCCUCACCACACUGAUUGGGUUACACGCAAAUUUUUCUACCUCACUCACGGCAAAGUCAUCUACCUCACGUCGGCACCUGCUGGGUCUGAAACGGGUUAGUGUUACUCCGAUGGGGAGUGGGCAGGCUGCCUCAGAGGAAACAGUUUAGGGAUCCAGAACUGACUUUCCGUAGAGAAACGUUUGACCUUGAACAAGAGACGUUUUGUCGGUGUAGUCAUUCAUCCAGGUAGUUCUCGGCCAAUCUUGCUUUCCCCCUGCCACAGACCCAAUCCUGCAUACAGUAUUAGGAAGUUUUUCUGGCCUGAUGGAGAACUACAAGAGAAAGCUGUUGUAUCUGUUAGGAGUGUCUACAAACAUGCCCUUUUAGUUGGAACCCUAAAGGUCUUUUGGGGAGCAUUCAGGGUUUGAAGGGAACAAGAACCUCUGGCUUCAUGAUUGUAUUUGUGGCUGUCUGCAAUGGCUGGGGAUGUGUGCACUGCUCUUUGAUUUGAUUAUUUGCUCUUCCUACCAAAGGCAACACUUUGACAUUUGUUGUGCCCCUCCCCCCUUUUCUUCUUUGUUAAAUACUUGAUAAAUUUGAGAAGCACAUUAUCAGGAAAUGCUGUACUGUUAACCUACCUCUGUACAUCCCGGUAACCUUCUGGUCGACCUGGGUGAGAGCCUCCUGAAGGCCACCAGAGUUAACUGGGUUUGGGUUUAUGAAUAAAUGUCACCGUGAAGAAAUACCUCAAUAAUGUCUAUUUUUAAAAUUGGUCUUACGGGUUAACAGAUGCAGCCUGGUGGGCUGUUUUCCAUCGUCAUUUAACCAGCAAUGGUUCUAAAUGUUUUUGUGUAUCCACAUGGUCUUAGACCUCCUUUUAAUGAUUGUAUUAACUUAACGAGCUCAGGUCGUAUCUUAAGGCUAUCUCAGAGCACACUGGCUCUCGUGGCAGCAAAGCGUUGACUUUGUGACCAGCUUUUGGUUCUAGCCGUCUGUGUAGUUGUACUCCUUUAGGGGGAGACUGUUCAUAUGUAUGGGGCUUUCUUGUUUUUAGGGUGGUAAAGUGUCUUUUCCCUUUCAAUGCUGGUGAGGGUGGGUGGUUUAGCGAUGUUUAACUAGCACGUUACAUGUAGUUGUGGGUGGGAGGGUUGUUCGGUUUUUGUUUUAAUGGAUCUUGUUGAAUACUGUCCAUUAGCUCUCGUGCCUGGUCAGCCAAGGGGGAAGAAAAAAGGAACUUACUUUUUCAGUAACUGUAGACUACGCAGCUCGGUGGGGCGCCCCCCCUUUUUUUUUAAGAUCUGGGUGGGAUUCACCGAGGCUUGUUGCCUGGUGACCAGAUUAAGUCUGUUCUUCUCACAACAAGCUGAAGGAGCAGACUGCCAGCAUUCUUCCCUGGCAGCAGCCCACCUGGGAUUCCAGCUGCCUCUGCCACUUUUAGAAUUGCUGUGGCAUUUCAGAGCUCAUCAAGGCAGUGGGUGGUUAGGGGAAUUUCCCCCAAACCUCAAAGCAAAAGUGUUUUUUUUUUUUUAAUGGGGGGGCAAGUCCCUUUCCUUGCGUUUUGGACUUUUACCUUUAAAACCUUAAAUGUUACUAUUGCUAGCCGCAGGCAUGACGGGCAGUGAGCAGGUGAAGAGUCAAUGGAGAAGAGUUCCAAACCUCCUGUGAGCUGACAGGCUUCUGAAUGUAUCUCUGUGCUCCACAGGGAAGGCUGGAGAAGUAGCAAGGAGACGUAUCAGCUACUGCAGCCUUAAAACAAAGCCGGUGUCUCUUUGGACUUUAAAAUUGUUCCUAUGCAGCUUAUUUUAUUUUUGUUUAAUCAAAUAAAGAGGGUCUUCCUGUGAAAA